AUCAACUAGUCUAUUAUUCUACACUGAGAUUAUUGCCGCCCAUGUGGAAAAUUAAAUGUUUGUGCAUGACCAAUCAACUCUUGAAAUAUUGAAUAUGAAUUGGGUUAAUUUUCUCAUCAGCAAAUCUUGUUAGGAUCAUUCCAGAUUCAAUAUUGAGGUGCUUUCUUACCAAACCCAUUUCCCUAUAUGUGUAUGUCUAUAUAACAUUCUAUACACAUAGAUCGAUCCCCUAUAUAUCUUGAUUAUAUUCUUAGUAGAGAAAUAUAUAAUUAAUUAAUUAAUUAAUAAAACCAUGGGUGUUAGUGUUACAACCAUCACUCAAGAGUUCAUCAGCCCUGGAAUUGCACCCAAUCGUCUCUUUAAGGCAUUGUUCUUGGAAGGACAUGACCUGUUACCCAAACUCCUCCCACAGUUCAUCAAAAGCAUCGAUAGGAUCGAAGGAGAUGGUGGAGCCGGAAGCAUCGAGCAAGUCAACUUUACCCAAUCUAGCCAUUAUAAAUACGCCAAGCAUCGCAUAACCGAGCUGGAUAAAGAAGGUUUUGCUUGCAAGUACACGAUGAUCGAAGGCGAUCCCUUGAGCGACAAGCUUGAAUUUAUCCGGUACGAGGUCAAGCUCGACGGCCGAGAUGGCGGCAUGUCUUCGAUUUGCAAGAUGAUGAGUGAAUAUCAUGUUUUAGGACAGUAUGAAAUCAACCAGGAAGAAAUCAAGUCCGGCAAAGAAAGUGCUGUCGGAAUUUACAAAGCUGUCGAAACUUACCUCUUGGAGAAUCCCCUAGUUUAUGCUUGAAUUUUAUCAUCCAUCAAAAAAAAUAAAAAAAAUUCAAACUUCGUUUCAUGCAUGAUUUUGCUUUGAACUGUAGAAAUCAAAGUUUGUUUUAUUCAAUUUGUCUACCCAAUUAUCUAUCUAUAUUCACAUAAAGCGUAUGUUGCGU
Messenger RNA from Andrographis paniculata, 932 nucleotides. RefSeq names its product major strawberry allergen Fra a 1-3-like. The coding region runs from base 293 to 787 and encodes 164 amino acids. The transcript is spliced from 2 exons. The record is from RefSeq and is a predicted model, not a curated record. Lineage: Eukaryota; Viridiplantae; Streptophyta; Magnoliopsida; Lamiales; Acanthaceae. Gene Ontology annotation, biological process: defense response; abscisic acid-activated signaling pathway. Gene Ontology annotation, cellular component: nucleus; cytoplasm. Gene Ontology annotation, molecular function: protein phosphatase inhibitor activity; signaling receptor activity; abscisic acid binding.